CAUUGUAUGUACAAAAUUUGGUGGGGUUCUGCUUCAACCCUCCAGAUUGUGACUUUGCGACGCGUAUAUAUAUUUCCGCGCAUUGCAAAGCUUCUUACAGGUCAAGACGUAUGGAAUUGUCAUCAAACCAAUUAGCUGGACAAAGUAUAAGUUUGAUUAAAUUGCUCACGGGCUAAUGCCAUUAGACCCUGAGACUUGGCUCAUAGAGAAGACAAUUCCUUUCCCAUUGACUUGUUUGUUUGAUCUUUGCUCUUCCACCGAUAGCAAGAUAUCUCCACGAUUUCAGAAGCUCCAUUUCCUCGGUUACCUCUCGAAAUAACUUUUCCGCUCCCAUUCGUCUCCUCAUCGUUCACAACUCCAAUCCAUUAUAACCUUACUCAUAUUAGAAUUCAUCUCUUUUUGGAUACACGAUUCGAGUUGCAACAGUUUAUUGAAUAUUAAGUUUUACUGCAGCUAUGUCACAAACAAUUACCAGCACCGUUGACGCCACCAUUCCCUCCACAAUGAUGCAGACCCCGCCCCCGGAAAUCUCCCACCUGGAUCGAGUUGCAUACCUGUUUGGGUAUCCAAUUGCCCAUUCUCUCUCUCCUCUAUUCCAUGGCACAAUCUUCCGCUCACUAAACCUCAACUACCUCCAAUAUCUAUAUGAAACUCAAACCCUCAAAGAUUGUAUCGAACUCACCAAAGACCCCAAAUUUCUCGGCGCUUCCGUAACCAUGCCCUUCAAAGUAGCCAUCAUCCCAUACCUCGACCAGCUUACACCAGAGGGCGCUGCCAUUGGUGCCAUUAAUACUAUCUACCACCGCACAUCUCCUUCUGGCGAGAAGAUUCUUUGUGGAACAAACACCGAUUGUAUUGGUGUCCGCGAAGCUAUCCUUCAGAACGCAUCAGCAGCAACAAUAUCAAGUAUAAAAGGCUCGGCAGGUAUGGUUAUCGGAGGUGGAGGAACCUGUCGAGCAGCCUUCUACGCAUUGAAGAAAUUCCUCGGCUGCGAGACCGUAUACAUGGUCAAUCGGGAUAAAUCCGAGUGCGACGCUGUGAUUGCAGAGUGCAGCAGUAACGGAUUCGGAGACAAUUUAUUGUAUAUCGAAUCGGUAGAACAAGCGAAGUCAUUAGCAGCACCGACAGUAAUCGUCUCCGCCAUUCCAGAUUUUACACCAAUAUCCGACGAUGAACAUAGAGCGCGAGGAAUCAUUAUAGAAUUCUUGGGAAAAGAGGGAGAAAAGGGAGUAAUUUUGGAAAUGUGUUAUCAUCCAAGUCCGGAUACACAGAUUGCAGCACUAGCUACAAAAGCUGGAUGGCAGGUAGUAGGAGGUGUAGAAGCGAUGAUUAACCAGGGGUUGGAGCAAGAUAAAGUUUGGUUGGGAGUUGAGCUUGAGCAGUUACCGGUAAAGGAGGUAAGGACUGUUGUUUUGGAGAAAUUGGCGAAUGACAGGGCGAAGCACGCGAGUUCGUGAUGUCCAAAUUAAAUGUAUGUGUAGGACUCAAGUCCGAGAGACGUCACGAUUAAGUGUGACGAUUUUGGCUAUUUAGAAACGUGAUAUGACUUUGUGGUUAGAAUAUAAAUGGUUGCAUGGGCUGUAUGUAAGAUUAAGA
Molecule: messenger RNA, 1596 nt
Organism: Botrytis sinoallii
Lineage: Eukaryota; Fungi; Ascomycota; Leotiomycetes; Helotiales; Sclerotiniaceae
Exons: 2
Coding region: 456-1457 (333 amino acids)
Biological process (GO): shikimate metabolic process; chorismate biosynthetic process
Molecular function (GO): shikimate 3-dehydrogenase (NADP+) activity
Source: RefSeq, a predicted model, not a curated record